AAUCAUAUCUUCUUUCUCCUCCAAUAGUUACAUACAACUUCAACAAGAGAAUCUGAUGAGGAUAUUACCAAAAAGCGGCGGAGGUGCUUUUGGCCUCCUCUUUGUGUUUGCUCUCUGUUCGGUGGCUCAUUCCCUUAGCCGUGACGUCAAGGUCGUUGGGGAUAUCGAGGUCGUUGGCUACUCAGACAUCAGCAAAAUCAAGAUCCCCAAUGCAUUCUCAGGACUCCGAGUAACGAUAGAUUGCAAGGCGGUUGAUUCAAAAGGCCAUUUUGUUACAAGAGGAAGCGGAGAAGUUGACGAAACAGGAAAGUUUCAUCUCAAUAUUCCUCAUGACAUUGUCGGUGACGACGGAACUCUAAAAGAAGCCUGCUAUGCUCAACUUCAAAGUGCCUCCGGCAACCCUUGUCCGGCCCACGACGGCCUCGAGGCCUCAAAGAUCGUGUUUCUAUCGAAAUCCGGCGAUAACCACGUUUUGGGUCUCAAACAAAGUCUUAAAUUCUCACCGGAAGUUUGCAUCUCAAAGUUCUUUUGGCAUAUGCCUAAAUUCCCUUUGCCUCCGCCGCUUAAUCUCCCGCCGUUAACGUUUCCUAAGAUCAAGAAACCUUGUCCCCCAAUUUACAAGCCACCGGUGGUGAUCCCCAAGAAGCCGUGUCCACCAAAGAUAGCACAUAAACCCAUCUACAAGCCACCCGUACCCAUCUACAAGCCUCCGGUGCCUAUCUACAAGCCACCAGUGGUGAUCCCCAAGAAACCAUGUCCACCAAAGAUACACAAGCCCAUCUACAAGCCACCCGUGCCUAUAUACAAGCCCAUCUACAAGCCUCCAGUGGUGAUCCCAAAGAAGCCAUAUCCGCCACUUCACAAGCCCAUCUACAAGCCCCCGGUGCCUAUCUACAAGCCGCCGGUGCCUAUCUACAAACCGAUCAUCAAGCCGCCGGUGGUGGUGAUUCCAAAGAAGCCAUGUCCACCACUUCCCAAGUUUCCACAUUUCCCACCAAAAUACAUUCCACACCCUAAGUUCGGAAAAUGGCCUCCUUUCCCUUCUCAUCCUUGAUGGAGAUACAUAAUAAUCUGUCUUUCUUGAUUUAAGAAAAGUGAUCGAGUGAUGCCACAAAAGAAUAUUCCUUUGUUGCUUUGUUGAAUUUUAUGUAGAUGUUUCAUGUUUAUGUAUCGUAAAUUCAAGCCAAUAAUAUUUGUAAUUUUUU
Messenger RNA from Arabidopsis arenosa, 1205 nucleotides. Lineage: Eukaryota; Viridiplantae; Streptophyta; Magnoliopsida; Brassicales; Brassicaceae. The record is from the annotation of a GenBank genome assembly.